Messenger RNA from Mus pahari (shrew mouse), 3579 nucleotides. It is a transcript of the gene Ccdc80, whose product is annotated as coiled-coil domain containing 80. The record is from RefSeq and is a predicted model, not a curated record. The coding region runs from base 575 to 3424 and encodes 949 amino acids. The transcript is spliced from 9 exons. NCBI's taxonomy places the organism in Eukaryota, Metazoa, Chordata, Mammalia, Rodentia, Muridae.
UUUUCUUGAUUUCCAGUGGCUGCUGUUGUUUGAGUUUGGUUUGGAGCAAACCUGAAGUAGCCCUGACAUUUCUGGGAUGGAAUCCAGAUGAGGAAGAAAUAGAAGAAGUGGGAAGAAAGGGAGAAGAGAAGCUCGGAAACAAAGGGACUCGGCCAGACUGCGGGGAGGGAAAGGGUGAUAAGAAGUUCUGGGAAAACUCCACAGAAGGGAAGAGCGAGAUUCAGAAAUCACUAGGACUUCACUUUUAGGAAGAUCCCUGUGGCAGCCAAGGACCGGCACACACAGACCCAGGAGAAACUGCAGACAAAUGGAGACACAAACAGUCCCAAGGACAGCAACUUUCACCUCCUCCCACUGCCCCAGAAGGUAAAAGACGUGGCCAGCAAAAGGAAUCAGCUCCAGGCUGGGCUCCCUGGGGCUGCUUUGCAGACCAGGAGCUGCGGCUCACCCUCUACCGGGAGACAGAGGGCAGGAAGGAACGGAGCCCACCUAGGAAACUGUCCUUGGGACCAACCUUCACGUUUCUUUGGAAAGCCUCUGCAAGCAACUCCAUGCACCACUGCUGGAUACUACAAUGAUGUGGAAAAUGGGACCCCACUUCACCACGCUCUUGGCCAUGUGGCUGGUGUGUGGCUCAGCAUCUCAUUCUCCUGCCUUGGAUAGCUACGGCCACGCGGGACAGAAAGCACCUUUGGUUUCUCCAAUCAGCAGUAGGUCAGCUCGUUAUCUGAGGCACACCGGGAGGUCUAGCGGAGUUGAGAAAUCCAUUCAGGAAGAUCCAAAUCCUCAGCCUUUCCAAAGGAGGAAGAGUGCACCAGUGUUGAGAUUAGCUCACCCGACCGUGAGACCACCCCCCUCAGGUAUCAAUGGAGUCCCGGUCAGAUCUGAGGUGAGACCCAUAGCUAGGAGCUCGGUGCGUGAGAUGGUCCGAGAUGAGGGGUCUUCUGCUCGGACAAGAAUGCUGCGAUUCCCCUCUGGAUCUAGCUCUCCCAAUAUCCUGGCCAGCUUUGCAGGAAAGAACAGGGUGUGGGUCAUCUCAGCCCCUCACGCCUCAGAAGGCUACUACCGCCUCAUGAUGAGCCUCCUGAAGGACGACGUGUAUUGUGAGCUGGCAGAAAGGCACAUCCAACAGAUCGUGCUCUUCCACCAGGCAGGCGAGGAAGGGGGCAAGGUACGGAGGAUCACCAAUGAGGGGCAGAUCCUGGAGCAGCCUCUGGACCCUAAUCUCAUCCCGAAGUUGAUGAGCUUCCUGAAACUGGAGAAGGGCAAGUUUAGCAUGGUGCUGUUAAAAAAGACUCUGCAGGUGGAGGAGCGCUACCCUUACCCGGUCAGGCUGGAAGCCAUGUAUGAGGUCAUUGAUCAAGGUCCCAUCCGCAGGAUUGAGAAAAUCAGGCAGAAGGGUUUUGUCCAAAAGUGUAAGGCCUCGGGCAUAGAGGGUCAUGUGGUCCAGGAAGGAAAUGACAGCGGUGGAAGAGCAGGAGGUACAGGCCUGGGCGGUGACAAGAGGAAAGAGGAUCCAAGGAGAACACAAGUCCACCCCACCAGAGAGGCUCUGAGAAAGCAGGCCACCAGCAAGGCAGCCACUCCUCAACCUCCCCCAACUCCAAGGGCCACUACUCUUCCUCCUGCUCCAGUCACGACAGCCACUCGGGCCACAUCCCGGGUGGUGACAAUAGCCACAAGACCUAUAACCACCACUGCCUAUCCAGCUACCCAGAGGCCCUGGACAUCCCGGCUGCAUCCCUUCUCAGUCUCCCACAGGCCCCCUGCAACAGCAGAGGUGACCACUGUCAGGAGCCCCUCCGUCUCAGAGCAGCUAUACCCUCUACCUGGGAAGGAGCAACAGAGAGAGAAGCCACAGGCCACCAGGAGGCCCAGCAAAGCCACCAACUAUGGAAGCUUCACAGCUACCCCACCUACCACCCUCUGGGAGAGCAGCACAAGAGUUGUGGGCACGAGCCGUUUCCGGGACAAUCGGACAGACAAACGGGAACAUGGCCAUCAGGACCCAAAUGUGGUGCCAGGUCCUCACAAGCCAGUAAAGGGAAAGCUACCCAAAAAGAAGGACAAAAUUCUCAGCAACGAAUAUGAAGCUAAGUAUGACCUCAGCCGGCCCACCUCCUCUCAGGGGGAGGAGGAGCUGCAGGUGGAUAGCAUUCCCUCGCAGAAGGCCAAGGAGUCGAAAAAGCAUGAAAAGCUCGAGAAACCUGAGAAGGAGAAGAAGAAAAAAGGGAAGAGUGCAAAACAAGACAAGUUACUCAAGAGCGAAAAGCAAGUGAAGAAAGCUGAGAAAAAGAGCAAGCAGGAGAAAGAAAAGAAUAAGAAGAAAAAGGCAGGUAAGACAGAGCUGGAUGACUAUCAGAAGCCCACCGCAAAACACCUCGCUCCAAGUCCCAAGAAGUCAGUGGCCGACCUGUUGGGGUCUUUCGAAGGCAAACGAAGACUCCUCCUGAUCACCACGCCCAAGGCUGAGAACAAUAUGUAUGUGCAGCAGCGGGAUGGAUAUCUGGAGAGCUUCUGCAAGAUGGCCACCAGGAGGGUCUCUGUGCUCACCAUCUUUGGUCCUGUCAACAACAGCUCCAUGAAAAUUGAUCACUUCCAGCUAGAUAAUGAGAAACCCAUGCGUGUGGUAGAUGAUGAGGAUUUGGUGGACCAACAUCUCAUUGGCGAGCUGAGGAAGGAGUAUGGAAUGACCUACAAUGACUUCUUCAUGGUGCUGACAGAUGUGGAUCUGAGAGUCAAGCAAUACUACGAAGUGCCAAUAGCAAUGAAGUCCGUCUUUGAUCUGAUUGACACUUUCCAAUCCCGAAUCAAAGAUAUGGAGAAGCAGAAGAAGGAGGGCAUUGCCUGCAAGGAGGACAAGAGGCAGUCCCUGGAGAAUUUCCUAUCCAGGUUCCGAUGGAGGAGGAGGUUGCUGGUGAUCUCUGCUCCUAAUGAUGAAGACUGGGCCUAUUCACAACAGCUCUCUGCCCUCAACGGUCAGGCAUGCAAUUUUGGUCUACGACAUAUAACCAUUCUGAAGCUUUUGGGUGUUGGAGAGGAAGUUGGAGGAGUUUUAGAACUGUUCCCAAUUAAUGGGAGCUCCACUGUUGAGCGGGAAGAUGUGCCAGCCCACUUGGUCAAAGACAUCCGCAACUAUUUUCAAGUGAGCCCAGAGUAUUUCUCCAUGCUUCUAGUUGGAAAAGAUGGCAAUGUUAAAUCUUGGUAUCCUUCUCCUAUGUGGUCGAUGGUCAUCGUGUAUGACUUAAUUGAUUCCAUGCAACUUCGGAGACAGGAAAUGGCCAUUCAGCAGUCACUGGGAAUGCGCUGCCCAGAUGAUGAGUAUGCGGGAUAUGGUUACCAUAGUUAUCACCAAGGAUACCAGGAUGGCUACCAGGAUGACUACCGUCAUCAUGAAAGUUACCACCAUGGAUACCCUUACUGAACAGAAAUAUGUAACCUUAUUCCCAUCCAGUUCCCCUUUCAUCUGCUAAAGCUGUGUGUCAGCAGCUUCAUAAGGGAAUUUCUCCAUACUCUACAUACCCUGACUUUUUCUUUCAGUGUUCUUCCAAGAUUAAAGAAAUAGUAAACUUCCCCCUA